Molecule: messenger RNA, 4099 nt
Organism: Scophthalmus maximus (turbot)
Lineage: Eukaryota; Metazoa; Chordata; Actinopteri; Pleuronectiformes; Scophthalmidae
Product: serine/threonine-protein kinase 4-like
Exons: 11
Coding region: 349-1845 (498 amino acids)
Biological process (GO): regulation of MAPK cascade; protein phosphorylation; intracellular signal transduction
Cellular component (GO): cytoplasm
Molecular function (GO): protein serine/threonine kinase activity; ATP binding
Source: RefSeq, a predicted model, not a curated record
CUCCUCGCUUCCGGGUUCUUCUCUCUGGAGGUGGCGGCGGCGCAGCACCGAGCGGUUCGUCUUCUCAGUCCACACGGUUGUCCAGGAUGAACCGGGCGGGGAGGACCCGGCCGCUGCCCGGAGUCUGCUCACCGUGUCGGCCUCGUCUCUCUGGACCGUGACGGGACGUGGUGCUGUGUCUCCCCCCUUCACCCCCAGCGGCGGUGACUGAGCGAGCUAACUGAUGCUAACCGCUGCUAGCGGACGGUGUCGUGACAAACUGUCGGAGUGAAGUUCGAGAGGAAGAAAACAGAACAACAGAAAACAGACUCGUGAGAAGAGCGACAGGAAGUGAGCGGGAGGGAGAAGAUGGAGAACAAGGACAAAGUCCAGAUGAGGAUCCACCCCCCGCGGAGGCAGCUGAAGAAGCUGAGCGAGGACAGUCUCACCAAGCAGCCGGAGGAAGUGUUCGACGUCCUGGAGAAGUUGGGCGAAGGCUCGUACGGCAGCGUGUUCAAAGCGAACUAUAAAGAGACGGGCGAGAUCGUGGCCAUCAAGCAGGUUCCUGUGGAGUCGGACCUCCAGGAGAUCAUUAAAGAAAUCUCCAUCAUGCAGCAGUGCAACAGUCCUUACGUGGUGCGAUACUACGGCAGUUACUUCAAGAACAGUGACCUGUGGAUCGUCAUGGAAUAUUGUGGGGCUGGAUCCGUGUCGGACAUCAUCAGACUACGCAACAAGACGCUGACGGAGGAGGAGAUCGCCUCCAUCGUGCAGUCGACCCUGAAGGGUUUAGAGCAUCUCCACUUCAUGAGGAAGAUCCACAGAGACAUCAAGGCGGGAAACAUCCUGCUGAACUCGGAGGGUCAGGCCAAGCUGGCCGACUUCGGAGUCGCUGGACAACUCACAGACACGAUGGCGAAGAGGAACACGGUGAUCGGCACGCCGUUCUGGAUGGCUCCGGAGGUCAUUCAGGAGAUCGGCUACAACUGCGUGGCCGACAUCUGGUCUCUGGGCAUCACGGCGAUAGAGAUGGCCGAGGGGAAGCCGCCCUACGCCGACAUUCACCCCAUGAGGGCCAUCUUCAUGAUUCCCAACAACCCUCCUCCGACAUUUCGGAACCCGGACCUGUGGUCGCCAGCAUUCCAAGAAUUUGUCGGCCAGUGUCUGGUGAAGAACCCAGAGAACAGAGCGACGGCCACGCAACUGUUACAGCAUCCCUUCGUCAAGUCGGCCAAGUCCAGCUCCGUCCUGCGAGCGCUGAUCACAGACGCCAUGGAGAUCAAGCUGAAGAGAGAAGAGGAGGCGGAGCAGCGAGAGCAGGACGCAGAAGACGACGACAACUCGGACGAGGACGAGGUCGACCAGGGGACCAUGGUGCGGGCGGGGACGGGAGACUCCGCCACCAUCCGGGCCGGCGGCUCGUUGGCGGGCUCGCUGGGUGGGACGGCGCGGACCAUGAUCGAGCACGAGGACACGGGCACCAUGGUGCUGCAGCUGGGAACCAUGGUCAUCAACUCCGACAACGAGGACGAUGAAGAAGCCGGGACAAUGAAAAGGAGAGACGAGACGAUGCAGCCGACCAAACCGUCCUUCAUGGAAUUCUUUGAGCAGAAAGAGGAGGAGGCGAAGAGCCACAACGACGCCGGAGGACGAGGAGACAACAACGCAGACAACCGCAGACGGCCGGCUGACGGAGACCUGGAGGUGAUGAGCUCGUGGUCGGUGGAGGAACUGCGGCUGCGACUCGCCUCCCUCGACCCGAAGAUGGAGCAGGAGAUCGAGGAGAUCCGUCAGCGCUACCAGGCCAAGAGGCAGCCCAUCAUGGACGCCAUCGAGGCCAAGAAGCGCCGGCAGCAGAACUUCUGAGGGGGGGGGCGGAGCCUCUUGAGCUCGUCACGCCGGGCGGCUCCGCCUCUUCCUCUGCAGCAGAUCUGUGAAAUGUUUAGUUUUUACCUCAUAACUGCUGUAGAGACAAGGAGACGCCGCCGCUGGACGUCUGCUGAACUGUGACUCUUCCACGGAGCUGUGGACAGAUAUGAUUGACAGAUAUGAUUCAUGAGACGUUGAUCCAGUUAGAUUUCAGUUCUCAGAAGGUCAGUGGAGAAAGUUUGAUCAUCAGCUGAUCUGUGAGUUUCUUUAUUUUUAUUUUCUAUCUUGUGCACUGGUGUGUUUAUGGACGCUGAUGAUUUCCUUCAGGUACGAUUCUUUCACUUCCUGUUUCCUCUUGGAGCAGUGACGGGGCUCCACUCGUCAGAGUCACUUCCUGCUUCCUGUUUCUUCUCUUUUCAAGUUCCUCAUGAAAACUUGUUUUCUUUAAUUCGACACAGUUCUCAGUUUUUCUAUUUUUUACAGUGUACAGUCUUUUUAUCAUUUUCUUUUGCCUAGAAAAACAAACGUGACACUUUCAUUUUUCUCAAGUUCCACGUUAACGUCUGGAUGAUGUUUAUUGUUUGAUAUGUAAUAAUAAUGUUUUAUAUGAGCAGCUGAGGUUUCUUCAUCCUCGUGGAUCAAACUGGAUCUUUGUGGUUCUCAAAACAUGAAUCAGAUCAUAAACACAACAAUAUAUAUACAUUUAUUUUUUAUACUCUUUACUUCAACUUAAUGAAUAAAUGGUUUAUGACACAGUGUGAUGUCGUUGGAAACAGACCAUCUAGUUUGUUACAGUUUCAUUCAUCAUGUUUCUAUAGUCGUGUUCACAGCUGUUAACAGAUACAUUAAUAAUUACAUUAUAAUGUGUCAUAAACCAUUUAUCAUGUGUUUACAUGCGUGGACGGAGGGAAUGAGCAGAAACCGUAAAGACGAUCUUCAUGUUGUUUUCAAAUCUCUUCAUAUUUCAUAUCAAUUUCUUUCUCCGUGUCUCCACGAGCAACAAUAUUUCAGAAAAGUUUUUGGCUCCUGACACUCACACGCAUAAAUUAGAAUAUUAAUACGUUCAUCUCAAGCUGCAGUUUCAAUUUACUGAUUGUUGAAGUUGUUUACGCAGCAAAAAUGUCUGGAAGUGAAUUUAAUAAAUCUUCACUUUCCGUCGGUCGACGGAUUUAUGGAACAGAUUCAACAAAGCUUUUAUUUAGAGGAUUUCAUAUUUUGGGUUUGAUCCCACUUCACUCCCGACGUGCCUCACAGAUUUGAUUUAAUGUCCGGCGCAGAAGAGAAGAGAUGAUUUAUAUUUUUAUACGCAGGUUCAGAAACACUCCUCUUCCUCCUCGGGUCAUCAAACUCCUCAGGGUGUCAAACAAAAGCGAGAGGUCGACGACCUCGGAGCUCCGAGGUCACGUCUGUACGUGAGCCGCUCUGCGCUCGGCUCGUUGUCCAGGAGACGAGAACGUUUACACGGUUCCGCUGGAUUCUCUGAGCUGACGACGAGACGAUGCACAGAGUGACUUCCUGUCUGAGCACAAAAAAAAGUUAUUCUUUCUGUGUUACAAGAAAAUCACCAGGGACUUUUUAUUAUUUUUUUAUUAUUUCUGCCUCUUCUUGUCGACUCUGCUGCUCAGAUCUAAUUAUAGAAACUGUUUUUUUUUUCUGACUGAAAAAAAGGGAAAUAUUAAUAAAUAACUGAUUGUUGUUAAAUUUGAAGCAUGAUUCUGUUUUGGUGUUUGAUGCAUCAGAUAAGAAAUGAGUCGUAAUCACUGGAGAUUAUUCACAAACUGUUCUUUUUGAUGCCACGUAUGAUUGUCUGAACUUCAUCCUCAUCACGCCUGUGAACGUUCAGUAACUCCUGACGGUUCUGGUUCAUGGUUGUAAUUCGCACAACGAACACAAAGUGUGUGAGUCCUUCUGAGUCACAGUCGAGUUCUUCAUCUUGUGUUUCCUCGUGGAGUCGCAGGUUGUUUUACACAUUUCAGUUCACGUGUUUCGUUUCAUAUCAGCUGAUGAACUGUUCGACGUCAUCACGUCGUUUGUUUCCACGUGAGACUGAACCAACAGGUCGAAGGUCAAACUGUGGUUUCUGAUUUCCGCUGGUCGUUGGACGAGUCGUCGCCGUCGACCCGUGUGUCUGAUGUCAAAGACUUUCUGAAGUUUUCCGCCUUAAAGUUCAGUCGGUGGACGUUUGACGUCACUGACGUUUGGUUUGUGUCUUUUAGUUUUUUGCUCCGCUAAUAAAGAAAAACUAAGGAAA